Messenger RNA from Nasonia vitripennis (jewel wasp), 6429 nucleotides. RefSeq lists its product as uncharacterized. Gene Ontology annotation, biological process: regulation of sodium ion transport. The record is from RefSeq and is a predicted model, not a curated record. Gene Ontology annotation, molecular function: sodium channel regulator activity. The transcript has 4 exons. Bases 289 to 1182 code for a protein of 297 amino acids. Lineage: Eukaryota; Metazoa; Arthropoda; Insecta; Hymenoptera; Pteromalidae.
AAAAAAACGCAAAAUAUAUAGCUUAAAAUAGUCGAGAGAGAACAAAGAGAGGACACGCGCUCGGAGUGACCGCGGAUUAGAAGAUCGAGAUCGAAGAGAACGAAAAAUCGUAUGAUCGAAUCGUGACGGAGGGGGGCGGUUAGUUGAGUCGGAAGAAGUGAGCAGACAACCGCGAGGCUGGGUGGGAGCACGAUUCGGGGCAGGACGGUGGCCUCGGCGAAGAGGCGCUUCUACCGCGCGUUGCGCUACGGCGCCGCCGGAGACUCAGACGAGGCGACGGCCGUAAUAAUGGGCGGCGGCGACGAGACUGACGAGCUCGAGACGGACGUCGUUAGCAAUGGCAGUCGGCGCAAGUCCAAGUCCAGCCUCGCCGGCAGCAGCGUCUUCGGGGCUGGCAGCGAAGCCGGGACCACCGUCGCGGGGGGCGACGAGGGUCCCGGAGGUGUGCUGGGCGGUGUGCUGCCCGAGAUCGAGGUGGCGAGCCUCAUGGAGAAGGCCAAGUUUUAUACGUCGCUGUGUCUCGGAUCGACUGCGAUACUCGCCGUGUUUGCCUUUCUCUUCGCCAUACCGUUCAUCGUCGAGCCGGCCAUCUCGACGAUCCUCGCCGAUUUCUCGCCGAGGCCUGUCGCCUGCAUCUCCACCAGCCACGUGCUCGCCGAGGGACUGAAGAACUGCUCGUGGGCUAGCUGUAGAGAGGGCUGUACGGCAGCGGUGACGAGUUGCCAUCAGAUCCGGGUGAACUACACGAAACUGACGUUCGAGGAGUUCUCGGCCAAGCCACUGGGCAGCAUACCCUGGGACGUGGUCGACACGAAGUUCUAUGUGAACGCCGAGGGCUGCGGCUACCCCGACACUGGAGUCGUUUGCUCGGAAUUCGCCAAGAAGUACGGCAACCUCAGCAACGGCAAGAUCUUUCCCUGCUACUACAGCAGGACCUACCCGGAAACCGUCGUGUCCAAAUACUCGUGGGACGAAAAUCUGCGCAACCUGAUCCUGGCGCUGACGAUACCAGUGCUGCUGUUCGUCCUAUCGCUGGCCGUGCUGUGCUACUGGUACUGCCCACCGGUGAGCAAAUCCUGCGGCGGCCCAAGCCGCGGCGGCAGCCUCAUCGACAAGUACGACUCUAGGAAGGAAGACACCCAGGCAGAGGACGACUUCGACGAGUACGAAGAGAAAUACUGACUGUUGCCCCGGGCUCACCCCCCGGCGCGGGAGUGACGCCUGCACUGGAACAACCGCUUCUACAGCUACUGCUGAUAAUGAUGACGACGAUGAUGAGGAUUGAGCGAGAAGAGCAUGUAUUGGCGCAACUUUGCCGACGCGAUAACGAUGUACAACGAAUCCGGAUGUUGUUUUAGCAAUAAGCUCACGACAGAGACUGCUUCUUGUCAUCAGGGGACUGAAGUUCAAUUUUCUUCUGGCAAUACAUUGUGAUCUUGGGAUAAUAAUCGUGUGUAUAAUCUUUCCAAAUUGACCGUCUUUAUUUCAAUUCAAAUGUGCGCGUACAACCGCAAGUCGUAUCGAGCAAAGGACAACGCAGCUUCGCAUCGCUGACGAGAGUUUUGCCUUGCCUUAUUUUUCUCGAAGCCAUACGUGUCUACGUGGCGAUCACACGCGCGCGUAUUUUUUAGUCGACUGGAAUAAAAAAAUCAAAAGUCGCAAUCGACCCUCUUACACAGAGAAAGUGACGAGUAAUUAAGUAACGCUGUGUAUCGUUAAGCUGAGAUGGGCAUAGCAUAUACGAUAUAUUUUUAAAUAGACGCUGAGGGAAUGAGAGUACAAUACUUAAAAUUAUAUUCGCAUAAUUAGCGUCGAUAAGUUUCGAGCCGUAUAAUAUAUUAUUCGUGUAUAAGCAAGUAUUAUUAAAAAUUCUCGAUUUAAUCCGUAAGUCAAUACCUAAGUAUCAAAUUAACUUCUCUCGCAUGUAUGAUUAUAUUGCCAUGAUUUUUACGAAGCAUAAACUUUCGAUUCUCGCCGCGCCGUUGAAGCAUAAAUGAGCAAAAGAAAAAAUAUAAGGAAACUCGUCGACGAUUCGCUGAUUUUUUACAAGAGGUUUUUUAAAGUUUUCAAUUAAGAUUAUUCUGUCCAUCCGCAAAAUGCUAAUAUCCGUGCAUACUAAGGACUCGAUCAUCACUCGGCGUGCGGACCACGUUAUACGCUGUGUACUUAAAUGAGCGCCGAUAACAAAAAAAUUUAGCUGAUGUGCGCCUUCCUCACUCGAGCAAAAAUCUACGAUUCACCGCGGGGUAGGCUUAUAAGCUCUCAUUUUACAAGUCGUCUGUGAGUUAUAUAAAGCGAAGACGCGACUUUUUUGCAGAAAAUAAAGUGCGGCUUAUACAUCAUGUAGGGCCAACGACAGAAUUCCGCGAUGGCGAAAGAAGAAUUUGUAUAAAAUAAGAGAAAAAUUUAUUGAGAGCGUCUCGUCGCGUCGUCGAGUUCGCGAAAGCAUCGAAUAAUUCGCAUUCUGUCCCUGUCCACGUGAUCGCAAGCUCGACGGGCGCGGGACAGUCUCUCGCUCGAAAGAAUUUCCGUAUUGUACACAUAGUUAGGUUUUAAGGGACAACAGAUAAAAAAAAAAUAAACAUACAUAAUACGUAGGUUAAGUUUUGCCUGUGAAUAUUAUUGAUAUUAUAUUAUGGUUAAAGACGUAAAAGAUGCGAUGAAUAUUGUUAACGAGAAUUUUUGUACGUGGCCGCCGCGCUGGCGCCGUGGUUUAGAGUAUGCGACGUUAUAAUAUUAUUAAAUACGUUAUAUAUGAAACUGUAGCUAGGCGAUGAUGAUGGUUUUGAUCUUUUCGUUUCUUCGUUGUAGUCUUAUUUUGACGGGAUUCGCGCGACUCGCGAGAGAUAAAGUUACCUGAAGCUUUAUGACUCUUUCACGCGUUUUGAGAUUUCUUUGACGGAUUAUGACUUGAUUUGCGCUUCGUGUGUUUGACGAUGGAUUCGUCAGUGUCGAUUUUUCUUUUGUAAACGUAAGGUAACUAAGAAUCAUGUUAUUCGAUAUGCAUUUUCAUGUGAUAUCAUGUGGUAGAAAGAAAUAAAUAGUGAAAAUUAUCCGGAACAAACUUUUCAGCUGAUAAGAAACUGUGAAACAACAUUGUGUAUAAGAUGCGAUUUAUUAUACAAAUGGACGACACAAGAAAAUAAUCGUACCGCAAGAUUUUACAUUAUCGUCGAAGCUCGUAUUUUUUAAGCAGAAAACGAACACUAUUUAUUUUUCUUUUCGCAAAUACAUGAUAAUACGUAAACAACACAAAGUGUAAUAAGAUUUAAGAUGAGGUCACUCGCGCCAUCGUGCUGGUCUAAUUUACAUAUUGUGCGUUUGCUAUACACUGUACAAUGUGCGUCGAUUUACGAUGAAUUAAAACUCGCAAAUAAUGGAAUAUGAUCGAUAUUUAUAUAAUAAUACUACGUGUCAUAAUGUUAAGGACAUCAAGUGCAUUGAUAACCUGUACAUUGAAAAAGACCGGCAUCACAUUGUAAUACUUACGUAGAACGAAUGCGAGACGAACGAAAAAAGACCUAACAAUUUAUUCGUUGGAUGUAUAUCUUGCAAAAGCGGUCAGAAAAACAUUUGCUUCCUCAAGAGUAAAGGCUUCUCAUAUUUGCACGAUCUCAAAACGGUUAAUUUUUUCCGAUUAAAAUUAUACUGGAUCUCUAAGGAAAAUCAGCUAGAAGCCUAAGCUUGACUUUGACAUGACGUAUAUUGUUCUCCAUGUAUAGUGUCGCUACUACAUAGAAUACAUAACAUUUAGUCUAAAGAUUAGGACUUAUAAGUAUCAACAUCUGGAAUCGUGUGGCGACUCUUAUCGAUUUGAAAAUCAGACCAAGAGUUCAUCUCGAUGAUUAUAACCAUUGACAAGUCGCAACGCAGAAGUAUCAUCUAGAAUGGUUGUGAAUAUCCUUAUUCGGCCUUUUCAUCCAGUAGUCCGUACGAUCAAAAUCUUUAAAAAUUUUUUUGGUAUCGACUAAAUUAAUCAAAUCGGUAAUGAGUGUUUGAUAACUCGAAUUUCGCAUGAAAUGUACACUGAAUUAAUUAUAGGAUCAGAUCAAUCAAUUGGAAUUUAUAAAUUAAUUUUCACGCUUUCAUAAUGAGAUACUUGAUCGAAUAGACUCUCGUGAUGUGGCACUCAUUCCCCAACUUGCUUGCUAUUUACUCGCAUAAAGACAAUUUAAUUCGCUAGAUGCGAACAUAGGAUAUUAAGAAAUAAAUAUUUUUCCUAAAAUAUUAAUUGCUUUGAGAGCAAGAAAAUCAUAUUAUAAUACGUUAUGAGAAUAUUGUUGGUGCAUUGAUUUAUGCGCAUAAAAAUUAUAGUAUCGAAAAAUUUCAAAGAAAUACAUUUAUUCGAGUCUACAAUCUAUUCAAAUUCCAUAUGAAGUAAUCGGUUAAUAUAAGGUACCAAAUUAGAAAAAUUUUAAAAUAUUAAGAAAUAUUAAAGCUAACUGCUGGUGACGAAACAACAUACAAGACUGAUAUGUCACCGAAACAUAAAAUAAGUAAAAACGAUUUGAUUAUCGAGUCAUAUAAACGGAUAUGCAUAUAUGGUAUAGUGAAAUUACGAAUAAUAAAAUAUCAGAGACACGAAAUAAAUAGGUUAAAUAAAUUCUAUCAAAUUACAUUCGGUUGAUUUUUUAUCGUGCACGAGGUAUCGUUGAAAUUAAAAAUAUUACUCUCGAUGAAUCCGAACAUUUUAAAAAGCAAUAUCGGUAAUUACAAAUUAAUAUUUUAAUCUUAUAGCACUGUUAGAUUUCGUUCGGGCAAAAUUGAACAUUCGAGUAUACUUUGGGUUCUCAUAUGCAUGAUUAGAGUACCACUUAGUUCCUUCAUUUCACUUUAAGUCUUUGAAGAUAGGUUGAAAUAAAAUAUAUAUAAAAAAAUUUAAAAAACCUUGAUUUUCGUUACAAAACACACAGCGAUAUGAAUUAUUCGAGACACAAAAAAAGAGCAGGAAAAUCUGUAACAUUUAUAUACUUACAUUGUAAAAAAGCAACUAAAACAAUAAAAUUAAUGUUAAAUCAUCGACUAAUAUUUAAGAUUUAUAAAAACGACGAGCUUGUAUAAAUGUCGCAAAUUUUUCGAACAAUCGCGCGCAACACCAGCAUCGAUUCCCCAAAAACUAUAUGAAAAGCAAAAAUAUAUAAAAAAUAAGCAUAAUACAAGUAUCUAAACUUCGUACAUCUAUUGUAAACAAGCCCGUAAUCAAAGGCUAUAGUAAAAAAUUACCGCAAACGAAUCAAUACACGUCUCGUAAAUCUUCGAUUAUUCUUCAAAGUCCACGGUAUACGUCGAAAAGCCGGCGAUUUUAUAUAAGGCACUCACACUCACUUAUACUCACUCAGCAGACAAUCUCCGCCGUCGAAGCGACGAACAAAAAAUGUAAAACUUAAAUAGUUACGAUGUCCGUGUGACGAAUGGCUGGAACGUGUCGUAUCGCUCGUUUCACACUUCUUUCGUCUUUCUCUCCCCAUAAACGACGAGAAGUAAAACAUCGUGAAAUUUCGAUCUCCGCGAAUGUGAAAACUAUUUACGCCGAAAAGAUUCCGAUCGUCGACGAACGUAGUCUCGUUUUAGUGCCAAGAAUCAAUAAACGAAAUAAGAAGUCGACACCAGCAGAGGAAGUCGAAAUUGCGAUAGGUGCAGCUCUGGAAUAGAGAGAAGGAAGUUCGCGCGCAAAUAUAGGCGAGAGGAAAUUUACGUUAAUUUCGGCUUCGUUGAUUUUUAUUUAGGCGGCAGCUCGAACAGGCUCGCGCGUUAUUAUACGCGAAGUGAUUGUUUACAUUGAAGUGCAUGUUUCCCGUUUCAGUAGCACAAAGCUUGUUAACUUUUACGUAGGCUUAAGUGAUUUGAUAAAUAUUCUAGGAUACUCGUUUUUUACUCGAAAGAUUACUGUCUUCGUUUCGUAAUCUACUUAGCUAUAUUUGAAAUUUUUUCCAAGCAAACGAACGAACUUGAGAAGUGUGAAAAUUGUUGUUUCGCGCACUUAUAGUUUGAAACGAAGGCAAUAUUUUCGUCGCACUCGCGCACGCACCAUCGGUAUGUUUUAUCUCGGAAUUUCGAACGCGCGUCCUCUCUCAAGUGAAUUUCGUCGUUUGCGUUUCAUAUAUUGUCGAUACGAUACGCUUGUAAGUCUAGGACGCUUAUUUCUUCCUAAAGGUAUAAAUAUAGCAUGUAAUCGUCGGAUUGCAAAAAUUUCAUCGAAAACACACACAGACACAGACACACAUUAAAAAAAGGACUGUUCAGCUUACUGCGUAUACAGUUUAACGCAUAUGAAAAUGAGAAGUACGAAACUUGUGUAAGACGACUCUCGAAUUAAUGCUGUACAUACGAAUCAAUGUUCUAUACAUCUUGUCCUUUGAGAGGAAAAUUAUUGUAAAUAAUGCCAUUGUACAUCUUCAUUUAAAAUAUAGUAAAACGUUUUUCCGUUAA